AUGGGUGUUGCAGGCAAUGCUUCGACAGAGUCUGCGCCGUCGAUACCACCCUCGCCCAGAUCUGGCAAAAGCAGUUCCUCUUCCAGCAGUCACCAUGCGGCAGACCAGCUGGGCGAGCCGCCACCGCUCAUUAUCUGUCGCAACAAGCACUGGCGAUACAUCUCAGCCUUCCACGGACCAUGGCUCCAGAUGCCCAUUGAGAUCCUCGAGACGAUUGCCAACAUCAACUACAAUACCCCGCGACCCCGACCCAUCGACCCGGCCGUCUUCUUCGACCUUCUCAAGGUGCGUCGACUAUGCGAUGAAGCCACGAAUCUCGCGGUGAGGGCUGCUAGUGACAUCGCCUCGCCGGUCUUGACCAACGUGCACGGUGGCUACGACGCACGCCAAAUGGGCGGCUUCGGAACAAAUGGGCCAGGACAUGGAGGCAAACUCAGCAGAGAGCGCAAGUUCCGCAUGAGGGAGCAAGCAAGCCAGAAGCUUGCGCGCGCCUAUCGUCUGGACGAGAUCGCCUGCAGUGUCGCGACGAUGCAGGGCUCGUCGCCGCUGGAUGACAUUGGGAGUCACGUCUUGCAGCGCAAUGCCAGGGAUCCCGACGCGCGCUAUGUGCACUUUUUCCACGAGAAGAUUCCGUCCCGCCAGCUUGCUGGGUCCACGAGUCUGCAGCCGUUGACGGAGAUUAUGGCCGACCGACCAACCGAGCCCGAGGCCUGGAGGACGCGCGCAGCCGUACGUGUGUUCAAGGAGGACUACGACGGUGCUGUGCACGAUCUGACACAGGCCCUGGCCGUGUGCCGGUUCCAUCAGCCUCCACGUUCGGCCGACGACCACGGUGCUUCCAAGGUUCUUCCAGAUGUUCAGCGGUCUCGCGGCAGGCGACCGCAAGACAUCAUUCUAGCGGAGAAGGACCAGCCAGGUAGCUUGGAGGGACAGCUGCUGUUCCAACGCGCCUCCAUCUGGCUCACAAUGGCAACGCGGCACGUCGAAGAUGGUCUGCCUCCGAAGAAGAAGAGCAAGCCCACCACCAAUGGCCAAUCCGAGAAGGAGAACGGAAACCCAGGACCAGAAAAGGGACCCGACGGCAAACGCCAGACGGAGUCUCGCAAAACAGUCAAGAUUCUAGCCAGGCGCGCGUUGAAGGACUACGUGGCCUUCAUCUCACAGUUUGAGUACUCGCCUGAUCUGCCCGUCGCGCACGUCAAAGACUUCAACGACCGUAUCAACAUGGCAGUGAAGGGCGUGCGGAAUCCUCGUCAUUCAGAGGCUACCGCUGAUGUCGCCCCGCACACUGUAUACUCGCUUGGCGACCUGUUUGCUGCGACUCCUCCGCCCGGUCUUGCGCCCUACCCAUCGCAGGAUCUCGUUCAGGGUGGCAGCCAACCUCCUCCGGACGACAAGUCUUGCGAAGCGACUACCUUUCACCCUCUCCUAUCGGACGCGCUGCACUCAUUGCUCCUGGCGCACGUGCUCGCGCAGACAUCACCCAAGGAGAUCCAGCGGCAUGCCUACAUGGUCGCGCGCCUGGCGAGGUUGGAAGACGGGUAUCCUGCACUGCAGACCAGCAGGUGCCCAUCGCGUUCGGACUGGACGCAGGUUCUCGCCCACGGCAACAACUGGAUAGGCCUCAGUGCGAACUGGGAGACCUUGUGCCUUCCCGCGCCUGUCCCCGGCUACGAGGCCUCCCCGGACCACCACAAGAGCAGCAGUGACCACUACGCGGCGGCCGAUGCCGCUGCUGCCCUCCUCCACGGCCAGUCCUCCGAGGCCAUCUCAGAAGACAGGCGGAAGCAGAGCGUCCGUAGACAAGUCAUGCUCGAUACCCUAGGCGAAUUUGAGCAAGCCAUUGACGAGGAGACGUUUCGGAAAGCUGCCGGCUUCCGGGAAGAGGAGGUGCUUGACAAGGAGGAGGACCCUGACAGGAAGCCGGAUCAUGGCAACAUUACCCCACCGCUUUCACCCGAGACGGCUAUGAAGCGCUGGGCGAGCGACGACUUCCGUGCCCACUCCAGCCUGUCGGUAAGGGCGGCUGCCAUCACACGCUGGGUCCUUGAAGCGCCGGUUGUCACAGGCACGGCGAAGAGGAAGAAGAAGCCAAGGAAGGAAGGGCCCCCGAUCAACGAUGUGAUCACCGGGAUGGACACGCUCGACGUUGGCAUUCCUGCCGUGCAGGCUUCCUCGUGA
Molecule: messenger RNA, 2181 nt
Organism: Emericellopsis cladophorae
Lineage: Eukaryota; Fungi; Ascomycota; Sordariomycetes; Hypocreales; Bionectriaceae
Exons: 2
Coding region: 1-2181 (726 amino acids)
Source: RefSeq, a predicted model, not a curated record